Tribolium madens (black flour beetle) is the source of this 2410-nucleotide messenger RNA. Its product is annotated as protein suppressor of hairy wing-like. The record is from RefSeq and is a predicted model, not a curated record. Gene Ontology annotation, biological process: regulation of transcription by RNA polymerase II. Lineage: Eukaryota; Metazoa; Arthropoda; Insecta; Coleoptera; Tenebrionidae. Gene Ontology annotation, molecular function: DNA-binding transcription activator activity, RNA polymerase II-specific; RNA polymerase II cis-regulatory region sequence-specific DNA binding. The transcript has 9 exons. The coding region runs from base 126 to 2183 and encodes 685 amino acids. Gene Ontology annotation, cellular component: nucleus.
AGUAUGUUAAAUUUUUUCAAUCCAUGCCUAUUUUUCAACCUGUUUAAAACUUGCACAUAUGAGAAUACCAUGCAACCUAGUUUAUCCAGUUUUGGGUGGAAGAAGCGCAGUAUUCCAUCGCUUUAAUGCAAAUGGAUGAAACUCUGAGUAUUAAGACGGAAGAGUCACCUCAAAAAAAUGAGGAAGCUGUUGUUUUACAAAAUAUCCCCAUGGAAAGCGAGGAGAUUCCCAUCGUUUUUGGAGAAUUAAUUGAGAAUAACUCUGAUGGGAAUCUUCAAAUUAACAGUGUUCAAGAGGAAGAUGUUAUCCACACUUACAUCAUUCAGGAGGGAGAAUAUAGUAAUAUUCAAUAUGAGGAAACCACUGUAACAGAAACAGAAGAUAAAGAAAUAAUAGAGAAAGAACAAGAAGAAAAUGAAAAAGAGGAUGAACACUCAGAAAUCGACCAAGAACUUGAUGAAUCAAAUUCUAUGGAUUAUUCAGAAAGCUUUGUUGAACAGACUGAAGAAGCAGAAGAUGACCCUGAGGACCAUCCUGAUUAUGUUGAUUCCCAAGAAUUUGGCGACUUUGAAUGUGAUUUGUGUCAACGCAAAUUUAAAACUACUGCUGGCCUCAAAAGACACAUUACCGUAAAUCACGCUGAAGAAGAAGAUUUGAAAGAUCCUCUUACUUUUCAAUUAUGUCCUUGUUGUGGGGAACCAAUGGAUUCGGCCCAUACUAUUGGGGACUUUAAAUGCGAAAAAUGUGACAAACUUUUUGUCCAACAAAACAGCCUAGAUCGCCAUUACAGUAUUGAGCAUUGUGAAGGAGACAUUUACAAAUGUGUAGAAUGCAAAAAAGAAUUUAAGCAAAAAGAACAAUUGAUUGAUCACAUGAAAAUUCAUCCAUUGUCCAAGUGUAUAAAAUGCCCUGAUUGUAACCGGGAAUUUACGCGCAAAUAUCAUUUAGAUCGACAUAUUGAUCAGACUGGUUGUAACGGGGCUCCUAAAAAGACAUUUGUUUGUAAGGUUUGCAACAAAGUAUUUCAUCGCAAAGAUAAUUUAGCUGAUCAUUUGAGAGCUCACGCUGGUCAGGGGAAGAGAAAGAAGCUUUUUAUUUGUGAAUAUUGUCAAAAAGAAUUUCACGGCUCUGCUCUACUUAAUAUUCAUGUGAGAACUCACACAGGUGAAAAACCUUAUCCUUGCGAUUUGUGUCCUAAGAGAUUUCCAUCAAGUGGCGCUAUGAAGAAACAUAGAAGAAUGCAUACUGGAGAAAGGCCAUAUUCAUGUAAAGAGUGCCAUAACAGAUUUGCCGCUAAAGAGACCCUCAAUCGGCACAUGCGCACUCACACCGGCGAAAAACCGCAUUCUUGCCAAUUCUGCGGGAAAUCUUUCAUCCAGGCAUCGCAACUGCGUGCUCACAUUUUCCAUCACACUGGUGAAAACGCGUACACCUGCCCUCACUGCAACCGAGCUUUCAACCGAAAAUUGAGAUUGACAACUCAUAUUAAAUAUAUGCAUGAAGGAGCCGAGCCUUUGACGUGCUCCGAAUGUGAUAAAACCUUUUUCAGAAAAGAAGAUUUAGCCCGGCACUUCUUAUCACAUACUGGAGAACGACCCUUCGAAUGUGACGUUUGCCACAAAUCUUUUGCCGUGAAAUCUUCGUUGAAAAUCCAUCAAUUGACUCACCGUAAAGAGCCACCGUGUAGUUGCGACACAUGCGGCCGGGCGUUUAUUCGUCAAGAUUGCUUGAUGCGGCAUAUGCGAGCCCGACAUAGAGACGUUCUUGAGGAUAUUAUGGCGAGUGCUGAGAAGAAGAGGCUGCAGCAGCAAUUGUUGAAUGCUGCGACUGAAGCUGUGGCCAAGAAUCAAGGAAGUUUGACGGAAAAUAUGGUGUGGAAUGAGUUGACUUUGACAGAGUCAAUUAAGGAGUUAUUGACUAUUCUUGUGGAUGAGGCUUGUUUGCAAGAUUUUGGAUUUCCGGAUGCUCCAGUUGAUAAAAUUUUGGAUGCAGUGAUUAAGAGAUGUGGGCAUAAACCGGCCUCUGAGGAAGAUUUUGAUUAUAUUGGAAGAAUGAGAGAGAAUGCUAAAUUGUUGUUUACCGUAGUUAUUGAUGAUGAAGCAGUCAAGUCUUUAUUGAAUAAUCAGACAGUGGAUGAAGUAAUCCUUCAUGUCUUGAGGUUAGCAAAGGCUGAGAGUACUUAGAAUGUUUUAGAUAAUUUAGGGUGUAUUUUUGUAGUUAGAUUUUAAUAGUUUCUUCAAUUGAUUAUGAAUGUAUGUACAUAGUAUCCAACGCUUUUUUUUCUUUCUGUUUAGUCACAAUGAUGUAUUAUGUCUUUAUAUUCACAAUUAUAAAUUUAUAGUUUAUUGACAUUUUUUAUUUGGGUCGUAACAUGUAUGGGAGAUAUUGUUAAUACAUAUUUUAAUAAAGA